Messenger RNA from Racocetra fulgida, 326 nucleotides. The record is from the annotation of a GenBank genome assembly. NCBI's taxonomy places the organism in Eukaryota, Fungi, Glomeromycota, Glomeromycetes, Diversisporales, Gigasporaceae.
CUGCCUUAUGCAUAGAAAGUUUCCGUGAAGAAAACAAUCGUUUAAGUGAAGAAAAGAACGAACGUUGCAAUAAAAUCAAUCGGUUGCGUACUUUAAAUGGUGAAAGGGAAACACUUAUUAGCGAAGUGAAUAGAUUAAACGAUGAAAGGAAAAAUUUUACUAAUGAAAUGAAUAGUUUAGAUGAUGAAAGGAAUAUAUUAGACGGUAAAAAGAAUAUGCUUAUUAAUGAAGUGAAUAAGUUGGAUGGUGAACUGGAAAUACUUGUUAAUGAAUUAUAUAGAUUAAAUGUUCUUGUUAACGAAGCUAUUUACAAUUUAGCGAAUUAA